UCCCCUGCUUCUCCCUCGUCCUUGCCUGCGUCUCCCCCUUCGCCAUCCUCCUCUUCCUCUUCAUAGAUCGCGUCUCCAUGGCCUCGGAGCUUGUCUACCGCGGCCACGAUGCGCAGCCGCUGGACGACGGCGAUCGCUACACCCCCAAGCCGGAGAAGCGCCUCGUAUGGCUUUCCCGCACGGUUCGUUACUUCCUACGCGAGCAGCGCCCCCUUUUCGUUCUGUUGGGUAUGGCCCUCGCCGCGCUCUUCUUUGCCUUCUUCCCCCGCGGCCCCCCCUCCGGCGCUCUCCACUUGGCGACCGCCGAUCCGAAAGGAUGGAGACCAACGGAGCCCCGACAUCUGGCGUCGUAUGGUGGGCACAGCUACCACCGGUUCGCGAUGGAUACUGUGGGGAGGGGGUUCGUUGGGGGGAAAGUUCCGCUGGGGCUGAAGCGGAAGGGGUUGCGCAUCGUGGUGACCGGCGGGGCGGGGUUCGUCGGGAGCCACCUUGUGGACCGGUUGAUCGCGCGGGGGGACAGCGUGAUCGUGGUGGACAACUUCUUCACGGGGAGGAAGGAGAACAUUAUGCACCAUUUUGGGAACCCCAACUUCGAACUCAUCCGCCAUGAUGUCGUCGAGCCGAUCCUCCUCGAGGUGGACCAAAUCUACCACCUCGCCUGCCCCGCAUCUCCCGUGCACUACAAGUUCAACCCCGUCAAGACGAUCAAGACAAACGUGGUAGGGACCUUGAACAUGCUUGGUCUGGCCAAAAGAGUAGGUGCUAGGUUCCUCCUCACCAGCACCAGCGAGGUCUACGGGGACCCCUUGCAGCACCCUCAAGUAGAGACCUACUGGGGCAAUGUGAAUCCCAUCGGUGUUAGAAGCUGCUAUGAUGAGGGCAAGCGAACCGCUGAGACAUUGACCAUGGACUACCACCGUGGUGCUCAAGUCGAGGUGAGAAUUGCUCGGAUCUUUAACACCUAUGGCCCUAGGAUGUGCAUAGAUGAUGGUCGAGUCGUCAGCAACUUUGUGGCUCAGGCCCUGAGGAAGGAGCCAUUGACGGUUUAUGGCGAUGGGAAGCAAACUAGGAGUUUCCAAUACGUAUCUGAUUUGGUGGAGGGUCUGAUGAGGUUGAUGGAAGGAGAGCACAUCGGCCCCUUCAACUUGGGCAACCCCGGCGAAUUCACCAUGCUUGAGCUGGCAAAUGUCGUGCAGGAAACCAUUGAUUCCAAUGCAAAGAUUGAAUUCCGCCCCAACACAGAGGAUGACCCCCACAAGCGCAAGCCAGAUAUCACCCGUGCCAAGGAAAUGCUCGGGUGGGAGCCCAAGAUCUCCCUCCGACAGGGUCUCCCUCUCAUGGUCACUGACUUCCAAAAACGCAUCUUUGGCGACCAAUCGGUUACCGCUGCCACCACUGGCGCCGGCACUGGCACCGGCACCAGUGUUGGAUCCACUUAAGUUGGCAUUGCUCGUGUUAGCUAUUGAUUAUCAAUAUUUGAUCAAUCUGUUUCGUCCAAGAGAAAGAUCACAGGAACCUCAAUUUGGAGUUAAAAAUGAGCACAUUGAACAGUGAGAUCUCCUUCAUAUUAAGUAUUCGUUUAUUUGUAGCAUUAUAACUGCUGCUGAAGGGAUGCAGUAGCUGCAUUGAAGUGGGAUUGCAGUGUAAUUUUGUUCUCUCUUGUUAUAGUUUCUCAAUUAUUUUGGAUCAUAAAGUUCAGAACAAUCGGUUUCAAUGAAUUUACAGUUUGUAAACUUCUAAUGUCUGUUUAAAAGAUACAAUAAGAUAAUGCAUAGAUCGUUCUUUCAUUGUGUAA
Molecule: messenger RNA, 1795 nt
Organism: Zingiber officinale
Lineage: Eukaryota; Viridiplantae; Streptophyta; Magnoliopsida; Zingiberales; Zingiberaceae
Product: UDP-glucuronic acid decarboxylase 2-like
Exons: 6
Coding region: 78-1439 (453 amino acids)
Biological process (GO): D-xylose metabolic process
Cellular component (GO): cytoplasm
Molecular function (GO): UDP-glucuronate decarboxylase activity; NAD+ binding
Source: RefSeq, a predicted model, not a curated record